GAUGUGUCUGUACCUAAAACUGUGUCUCUGCAUGCUUUUACAGGCAAUACUUGGACUCCAGUCCUCUGACCAUAGGCCUACAAGAAUGUUUGCUUCAAUUAGAGACAGUGUGCAUUUACCAUGUGGCACAUCCUACAUCAAUUCCUGCUCCUCUGUUACCUGGAGUAUGGAGGAAAAUGGGUUUCCUAUCCAAUUAGUACUAUCAGGCAAGGUGGACGUGAAGGGUCCAAAGCCAGGAAGAGCCAGUCGACUGAAAGUGGGACAUGACUGCUCUCUACAAAUUCAACCUCUUGAAAUAGAUGAUGGAAGAGUUUACACCUGUGAAGAUGGGGCCACCAGUUCAAGGGUUUCUCUUCACCUUCUCAACAUUACUCUGGCAACAGACACCAAUAUAGCACCAGAGAUGGAUAUCAAGCUCCAAUGUCACCUGAAUAUAUUCUCAGGCCUUGUCCCACAAUGCAACCAUAGUGAAAUACAGCUUAAUUGGCUGAAUGAAGCCAAUACAGUGCUACAGGGAGAGAGAUUUCAAACCGAACGUUCAUCUGCUUGCCUCUCUAAACUGAUCAUCCGAGGUGUCAAGAAGACAGACCAUCACAGGAAGUGGCGGUGUCAACUGAUUGAAGGAAAGGUUGUGAAGACGUCCCUCAGCUAUACCAUAGAAAUUGCAGGAGGUAUAGAGGAAGUGUUUGUUGCAGUGGGUGAGUCAGUAUCACUUCCCUGUGUCACCCACUCUUCUCUCGAGGUGGGCAGCAGAUUCCAGUGGACUCUGGGUCAAAGAUCACUGUCCAGUCUGUCUCAGUCAGGUGAUGUCUCAGCUGGAACUCAGGGUCACCUCCCUGCAUCUCUCAUCAGCCAAGACGGGUCUUUGGUCAUCAGCAAUGUGAAAACACUGCAUUCUGGGCUCUACAACUGCUCGCAACAGAACAGAAUCCUACUACACACUCUGGAUGUAUCUGCAGAGUAUGCUACCCCAGGCGGAAACAAUCUCACCCUGACCUGCUCACUCACCUGUGUGGAAGAUGGUAGAGACUUCAAUUUGACCUGGACUCACAGUGGCCAGGAUGGGUUGCAGAGUGGUCCUAUAGGACACAACAACACCCUCAUCUCCAAACUCUUCCUUCCUGACCGCCAGGGCACAGAGAAGAUAGCCUGCACCGUGCUCAGAGAGGGGGUUGAAAUGGCUGUGAAGGAGUGGACCAUCCAGAGAGGUCAUGUACUACCUGGGGUGAUAUGGUCAGUCCCCCUUUUGCUGCUGUUGCUCUGUGCUGUUGGAAUAAGGGGCGUGUAUUGGAAGAGGCAGGGCAAGGGAAGUGCCGCCGAAGGAGAAGUACAGCAGACACCUGUUGGAAUGACUCAUAUCUAUGAAGUUAUUCAAGAUUUACCUCAAGCAAUACAACCUUCAGGAGUAACGAACGACAGUUUUUAUGAUCUUCUGCAAGCUGUGAACUGAGUGUAAUGUCAUGUCCUCUAUUUUUAGGCCAUUAGUUGAGUUUUAAAUCAAAUCUUUGUACUUUUUACUAUGUUUUUGUUUACAUUGUUUUGUGGUUUGGAUUUCCCUUGAUAUUUUGUCACAUUAAGUUUCACCAGUACAUCAAGCCUAUGCAGGUUUUUUUUGGGGGGGGGUUCCUUCUAUUACACUGCUCAAAAAAAUAAAAGGGAAC
This is a messenger RNA of Coregonus clupeaformis (lake whitefish), 1661 nucleotides long. RefSeq lists its product as uncharacterized. Gene Ontology annotation, molecular function: protein tyrosine kinase binding; MHC class II protein binding. NCBI's taxonomy places the organism in Eukaryota, Metazoa, Chordata, Actinopteri, Salmoniformes, Salmonidae. The transcript has 8 exons. Gene Ontology annotation, cellular component: membrane raft; external side of plasma membrane. The record is from RefSeq and is a predicted model, not a curated record. The coding region runs from base 2 to 1450 and encodes 482 amino acids. Gene Ontology annotation, biological process: T cell activation; positive regulation of ERK1 and ERK2 cascade; interleukin-15-mediated signaling pathway.